UACUGGAAUAAUUUGUCUGGAGUAACGAAAUAACACUCAAAAUGGCAAACUAUGGAUGGAAAAGCCUGUGAUAUCAAACUCAAUUGAAGGACCAGGGGAUAGUGGGUGAUUGACCAGAGUGACGAGGUACUGACGGCCAUCCUGUACCCCAAGGCUAAACAAGCAGCAAGAUGUUGAGGCUAGGCUGGCUCCGAGGGCUGUCCUCUUUGUUGUUCAUCGUGGCUGGAAUACUCUACAUAACAUCCAUUAAACAGGAGGUUAAUUCCCAUAGGGAAAUAUUGCACAGGCCCUAUCAGAAUGACUUAGUCAGUGGCCAGAAAAUCCUGAAAAGGCUGGAGAAUAUGGAGGUGCAGAUUAACAAACUGGUGAAAACAUUCAACACCAGGAUCAGUCUAGAAGAGUGGCAGGAUGUGAAGGUAACCAAGGUGAAGAAGGAGAGGAAGGUGGUGAAGAAGUUGUAUCCCAACUCAGCUCUAUUUAGAAACUGGGGUGAUGAGCUGUCAGAGGAGGAGCAGAAAGAGGCAGAGGGGCUGUUUCAGACCUACGGAUACAAUGUCUUCCUGAGUGACCGACUCCCACUGAACAGAGAAAUCCCUGACACUCGUCCUCCUAAGUGUUCUAAGCACCAGUACCCCCAGGACCUGCCUACCAUCAGUGUGGUUUUGAUCUACUUGGACGAGGCCCUGUCAAUCAUCAAGAGAGCGAUACGUAGCGUCAUAGACAAGACCCCCCAACGCCUGCUCAAAGACAUAAUACUGGUGGAUGACCACAGCUCCAUUGAGGAACUAAAGGAGAAGCUGGAUGACUACAUCAACUUAAUCCACGAGGAGCGUCCAGGCCUGGUGAAGAAAGUGAGACAUUCGGAGCAGUUGGGCCUCACACAGGCUCGUCUCUCCGGGUGGAGAGAAGCUGUAGGGGAUGUUGUGGCCAUCUUAGACGCCCAUAUAGAAGUCCACGUGGAAUGGGCGGAGCCACUGUUAGCUAGGAUAAAGGAGGACCGCACACUGGUGUUGACGCCGGUGUUUGACAAAAUCGGUUACGAUGACUUGAGAGUCAUCAAGUAUGUGUCUGCCCCCAUUGGCUUUGACUGGGCCCUUUGGGGCAUGUACGAUUGGUUCAGACCUGAGUGGUACGCCUUGAAGGACAAUUCAAAGCCAGGAAAAAGCCCCUCCGUUAUGGGCAUUCUAGUGGUUGAUCGCCUGUUCUUUGGGGAAAUUGGAGCACUUGAUGGUGGCAUGAAGAUCUAUGGAGGAGAAAAUGUUGAACUGGGCAUCCGGGUGUGGCUUUGUGGUGGAAGUAUCGAGGUCAUACCUUGUUCUAAAAUUGCACAUGUUGAGAGAGCCCACAAACCCUAUCUUCCUGACCUGAGCAUUACAGUAAAGAGGAACGCUCUGAGAGUGGCUGAGGUCUGGAUGGAUGAAUACAAACACAAUGUCAACAUAGCCUGGAACCUCCCACUGAAGGAUCAUGGCAUAGACAUUGGGGAUGUCUCUGAGAGGAAAAAGUUGAGAGAGCGGCUUAACUGCAAGCCCUUUCAGUGGUACCUGGAUAAUGUAUAUCCUAUGUUAAAUCCUCUGGGUGACUUCGUUGGAUAUGGAGCUCUGAUCAAUGACAUGAAGAGGGAUCUCUGUUUGGAUCAAGGCCCAGAUCCAGGGAAAACACCUAUUUUAUAUGAAUGCCAUUAUACAAAUACACAGCACUGUUUUUAUCGAACCAGUGGGGAGAUCUACAUUGGAGGCAUCAAGUCUCACAAGUACAGCAGUAAUCGAUGUCUGGUAGACACAAACUCUGAAACCCCAGGGCUGUAUGAAUGCAAGGUGGCCAAGCAGAAGGGAUUCCACAUGCUCUGGGACUUCCAACAGGGAAAAGCCAUCCAGAACAGACAGACAAAGAGAUGUCUGGAGAUUGCCCAAGGAGAAGACACGUACUACAAGCUCAUCAUUCAGGACUGCACUGGGCAGCACUGGAAAAUACAGAACCUGAUAAAAGACUCAGUUCAAAUAUAUGUAAAUUUUAUUAGCUAAUAAAAUACUUGUUAACUAUG
Molecule: messenger RNA, 2044 nt
Organism: Esox lucius (northern pike)
Lineage: Eukaryota; Metazoa; Chordata; Actinopteri; Esociformes; Esocidae
Product: probable polypeptide N-acetylgalactosaminyltransferase 8
Exons: 11
Coding region: 171-2024 (617 amino acids)
Cellular component (GO): Golgi apparatus
Source: RefSeq, a predicted model, not a curated record